AUGAUGGCUUCGAAGCUUCAGAAAUGGCGAAACCUAUCAGGCCGCAUAGAUCUGAUUCCUCGGAGAGACGCUCCAUCGUCGUCGAUACGGUUCCUGCACGAAGGUCCAGACACGAUGGAGGAGCUUCUCGAUCGACAUCUGGCGAAGAAAGAGAAACCGCUGAUCGUCGACGACGACGAGGCAGAGCAUCUGAACAGGCGGCGUCUGACGAGCACGCGCCGCGAGGCGCUGAGUUUGUACAGGGACGUAUUACGCGCGACUCGGUUCUACGCGUGGACGGACUCGAGGGGGGUGCUGUGGAGAGACGUGCUGAGAGAGAACGCUAGGAAGGAGUUCGAGGCGGCGAGGUUCGAGACGGAUCCGGAGGUUGUCACGAGGCUGCUGAUCGGGGGAAGCGACGCCGUUUCGUCUGCGUUGGAUAAGCUCGCGGAGAAGCAAAAGGAGAUGAUUGAGAGAAGAAACAGAGGAGAGCAACCAUGAUCCGUCGUUUUAUUGAUUGCCUAAUCAAGUUUAAACUGUGUGUUAUCUUUGUUAAUUGGUCUUUGAUGAGUAUAAAUUUAUUACUAUAAACAAGGCUUUGAUCA
Molecule: messenger RNA, 584 nt
Organism: Raphanus sativus (radish)
Lineage: Eukaryota; Viridiplantae; Streptophyta; Magnoliopsida; Brassicales; Brassicaceae
Exons: 1
Coding region: 1-480 (159 amino acids)
Biological process (GO): mitochondrial respiratory chain complex III assembly
Source: RefSeq, a predicted model, not a curated record